GUUGAACUACGGUAGUUUGAAGAGCUGGAGCUAGCUGGAGCGGGCUGCGCGCGCGGUCACGUCUUGGAUUUCAGUUCCAUUUUUCCUCACUGCUGACAUCAACAACUAAUACAUAGACUGCAUAGAAGCCCUACCAUUGGCGGCUGGUGCAUGUAUUUUGGACCGAGGUUGGACAGGGUCAGCUGGCAAAGUGCAUCAUGCAAUACUAGAAUGAUGAUCAACAAUGGAGCACUAGUACUAGUAGUAGAACGGCGCGCUGAAAGAGCGCUGCACACUGGUCCUGCAGUCUCUGAUCAGCACAAUGCAGCUAGCUGCUCUCGAUACGGUUUGCUGUGAUUUGUAUGCUGGUCAUUGACUUACAGCAUUCCAGCAUUCUAAAUUUGCAUAGGUCUUAUGAUGCAGCAUGAACGAGAUUGUUAACUUUUUGCGGGGCCACACCAAAGUGGUGUGUGAUGCUUGAGCAGGUUAGCACAAGCGCAGGGCAUUCUCAGCUGUUCCAUAAGAAUUGGCUGCAGCACUGCUUGCAGCCCUGCCAGAAGCUGAAGCCAGCGCACACCAAUUGCACUCUCAGAAGCCACUUGGGUCCCCCUCCCCUGGACACACCUCCUGCCAUCGUCAUCCACAUGCCAUGUAUCAGAAUCAGCGCCCCUGACAUCGCAACACAGAUUCUCACAACAACUGCAGUCCCACCAGACGUCCAAUCGCACGCAGAGAUGAAGGUCGAAAACCUGCGGAAGCUGGCGCAAGUCAUUAUCAUUCGUCAUGGAGAGAAGGACGAAAAAAACGAUCCGGUUCAUCUUGACGGAGCGGGCAUGGUCAGGGCGGUUAAGCUCCCGGACUUCUUGCUGGAUACGCAAUCGCCUUGGAAGCGGCCUGACGUCAUCUACGCAAUGAAGCAGCACGAUGCGGGCAGCAGCCGGCGACCGCUGGAGACGGUCUUAUCGCUGGCGGACCGCCUCGGCUUGACCGUGAAAGAAGGCAAGGUCAAUGACACAAAGACGUUCUAUAACAACUUCACCAGGAAGGAGUGGGAGAAGUUGGUCGAGUCGAUCUUGGACGGGACCCACGAGGGGAAGACGGUCCUCGUCUGCUGGGAGCACAAGCUCGAAGUUGACAUUGCGAAUCACCUGGGCAUUCCCGUGAAAGGCUGGGGUCUAGACCCUUUCCAAGAAGACGGAGGAAGCAAAAAGGACAUCAAAAAGGCAGAGAACAACUACACCGCGAUCUGGGUUCUCACCCCUGCUGGCAAAGACGUCAGAUUCGACGUUUUCAAAGAGUUUGACGUCGACCCGGACUCGUACGAGCUGACGUACCCAAAGAAGCCUCAAGUCCCCCUCCAUACCAGGAUCUUCAAAGGCGACGACCUUCGGCAAACCAUGAAGCACCCUAAUAAGAGUAGGAAGGCGUACCCCAACGACCACAUUCUGAUCGUCAAAACCGGCGCCCCGGACAAGUUCCUCAACGAGUUUAUAAGGGACGUCCAGAAACCCCUACUGGCGGCGGGCUUUGAACGCGACACCAUCAACUCCCGAGUGCAGCACUGGCGCCUCUUCACCAAGCGCGGCCAGCCAAAGCGCACAUGGGGAGCGUGCUUCGGCUCGCGUAAGGACCGCGAUGCCGCCUGGGAGGAAUACCUCCCCAUCCGCCAGAACGUCAUGGACAAAGGCCUCGUCAUCGAGCACUGCAUCCCAAACCCCAAGGGUGCAACCAAAACAACCGAGGAAACAACCACCGAGCACACGGAGAAUGCUCUGCAGCACACCUGCGCCGCUGCGGAAGCCGCGGCAGCACUACUAGCAUCUCCCGAGGACGCGGCCGAGCCAGGCGACUUGAAGGCCCGUGACCAAAUCGACACCAUUGUGGACCUGCUCUACAAACGCAUCACCAAGGGCAAAAAUGCUGAGGAGUAG
This is a messenger RNA of Klebsormidium nitens, 1910 nucleotides long. The record is from the annotation of a GenBank genome assembly. Lineage: Eukaryota; Viridiplantae; Streptophyta; Klebsormidiophyceae; Klebsormidiales; Klebsormidiaceae.